AUGGCCGGAUCUGUCUCCCCUUCUCUCUCUCCGACACCGACCGACUCUCUCUUAGCCUUCUUACUCGACGGCCGCCGGCGUUGCUCCCUAACAGGCGACUCUCCCUUUUUCGACGCCUUCCUCUCUUGGCCCUUCCGUCGAUCGGAACGGGAUGCUUUGAGCAAGUUAGAGGAACUACACAUGGGUGAGAAUGAGCUGAACGCAGUGGUCAUAUCCCAAGGUGCAAGAGGCUUAAAGAAUCUCAAACUUGUUUAUUUAAGCGGAGUUAAUGCCACUAACAGCAGCGUCUUACUGCGGUCAUUGGGCUGCUUCCCGUUACUGAAGACUCUUCACCUUGAAUUUAAUAAAUUUAACGGAACAGAGACUAUUCAAGAGCUGCGUAAUUUGACCAACUUGGAAGAGUUAUUCUUGGAUUACUCUGUUCUGCAAAACAACUUUCUUCAACGCGUCGGAGAAUUGACUUCUCUUAAACUGUUGUCUUUGGCUGGAGGUUGGACCAGUGACAGCCCACCUAAUAUUAGAGGUUGGACCACUGACAGCCCACUUAAUAUUGGAGAACUAAGAAGACUUGAACUUAGCAAUAACUCUCUAUCGGGGCAUUUUCGAUUGCCAUUUCAUGCAUCCAUGAAGUUAAACUACUUGGAUAUCUCCAAAAAUAUCUUUGAGGGCCACAUUCCAGUAGAAAUUGGAGCAUAUCUGCCACAGUUGCAAUUUCUAUACGUUUCAAGAAAUUCUUUUAAUGGUAGCAUUCCCUCUUCAAUUGGUGACAUGAAGUUUUUGGAAGAAUUGGACUUAUCCAACAACAGUUUGACCGGCGUAAUACCUGAGUCUCUUUCCUUGAGUUGCUCCUUCUUAAAAGUCUUGAAUUUAUCAAACAACAGCUUGGAGGGCCAAAUAUUCUCUGCAAAUUUCAAGCUAACUAAAUUGAGGUAUCUAAGAUUGGAUGGUAAUCACUUCACUGGAAUGAUCCCAAAUAGCUUGUCCAAUUGCUCAACCUUGUCAACAAUCGACGUCAGUCAUAACUAUCUUUCUGGUGAAAUCCCAGGGUGGAUGAGGAAUCUGUCAAAUUUGAAAGAAAUAAUCAUGGCCAAUAAUCAUCUUGACGGUCCUAUGCCAGUGGAGUUUUGUCAACUUAACAUGCCAGGAGUUUUGGACCUUUCAAUGAACAGUAUAUCUGGCACACUACCAUCUUGCUUCGGCCUACCAUGGAUAAACCAUGUUCAUUUGUCUAAAAACAGACUUCGAGGACCAAUACCAGACAAACUUUGCAAGAGCUCUAACCUGGAGACGAUGGAUCUCAGCAAUAACCAUUUAACUGGCAAUAUCCCAAAUUGCUUUGGCAAGCUUUCUAGCUUGAGUUAUCUUGUCUUGAGCUACAAUAAUCUUGAAGGUGAGAUCCCAAUUCAGCUUUGUCAGUUGGACAAAUUAAGUGUGAUUGCCCUUUCCCAUAAUAAUCUUUCUGGUCGCAUCCCUCAUUGCCUGAACGUUACCCCACAUGAGGAAAUUAAAGGUUAUGUUCAUGAAUAUGAUUUUCGAUAUGAUGAGGGGAAGAAUCUUAACAUACUUGUGUGGAAUCGAUCUUUUCUAUAA
Molecule: messenger RNA, 1590 nt
Organism: Theobroma cacao (cacao)
Lineage: Eukaryota; Viridiplantae; Streptophyta; Magnoliopsida; Malvales; Malvaceae
Source: RefSeq, a predicted model, not a curated record